CAUCAAACCAUCUUUUGUGUAGCCAUGGAUUCCGUCGAGCAUCCUCCACUUCCUCACCUCCUUUGCCCCAUCUUUCGGUACUUUUCCUUAUCUUUAAACAUGUCUGUGAAAGAUGAUGGGUCAGUUAUAAUCAAAAGUCCUUUUUAUAUUUCAAAUACCGAACGCAAGAACUUUUUACCUUAUGUCAACGUUGACCACCCCCUUUACCCCCUUUAUUGGUGCAACAACAAAGAAUCAGGAAACGAGUCUUCGUGUGGUGUUUGUAAAAGUAAGACAGUUGGUACAACUUAUUACUUUUGCUGCAAAUGUAAGGUAUCAUUUCACAAAGAAUGCGUUGAGUCUCCCCCUCUAAUCAAAUCUGUUCAUCACCCUAAACACCAUCUCAAACUUUUCACAAGUGGGAAUAUAUCUUGUUCUUAUUGUGAUGAAAGUGGUGGAGAUAGUCGUUUAGUGCUAAAUUACUAUUGUUCUAUUUGUAAGUUUGGUUUGGAUCCUGUUUGCGCAGAAAGUCCCUCGUUCCUAAGGUAUCAUAAAAGGCAUGAGCAUAUCCUCCACCACUUUACCAGAAAAGCGGAUUUGAUAUGUGACGUUUGUGGGAUAUUGGAUAGAAAGUCUCUCAUCUUCGUGUGUCUUCAAUGUGAAUACAUUGUCCAUAAAAACUGUAUUUACUUACCAUUUGUCAUAAGAAUAUCCCGUCAUAACCAUCGUCUCUCUUUUACAUAUUCUCUUCCUAAAAUAUUGUCUUGUGGAGUUUGUCGUCAAGAAGUUGACAACAACUAUGGAAAUUAUUCUUGCAUGAAAGAUUGCACUUAUGUUGUGCAUUCCAAAUGUGCAACUCGAAGAGAUGUGUGGGAUGGAAAAGAACUUGAGGAAGAACCAGAAGAAGAAUAUGAAAAUCUAAAUUCUUUUGAAGUGAUAGGUAGUGGACUUAUAAAGCAUUCCAGCCAUUCACAUCACAUGAAGUAUGAAGAGAAGACCGCUGACAUUAUGUAUCAUGAUAAAAGGCAAUGUGAAGCAUGUGGGCUUCCAUUAUAUGGUGGUUGCGUUUACAAAUGUAUGAAAUCCAAGUGUGAUUUUGUACUUCAUGAAGCAUGUGCAAAUCUUCCCCGGGUAAAACAACAUAUGGCGCAUCCCUUUCCAUUGAGUCUACAAAUAUGUGUGUAG
This is a messenger RNA of Eruca vesicaria subsp. sativa (arugula), 1164 nucleotides long. The record is from the annotation of a GenBank genome assembly. NCBI's taxonomy places the organism in Eukaryota, Viridiplantae, Streptophyta, Magnoliopsida, Brassicales, Brassicaceae.